CCAGAUGUUUACGACCGAAAUGGCAGAAUUGACAGACACAAGCCCCUCGAAUGCCUCCGAGUUGAGUACGGGAACUUCUAUUACGCCUCCUGUGGAGAUCUUUGCCCGUCCACCUAUCAAACGAGCGAGGCCGCAGCUUAGCUGUACACCGUGUCGGCAAGGCAAGCUGAAGUGUAAUCGCGAGCAUCCUGUGUGCGACCAGUGUUCGAAGCGGUCGCGACACGAGUCCUGCAAAUAUGUACCCCCUCCUCCGAGGAAUAAGCAGGCUCAGAACAUGCGAGGUCGGAUCAGGAAUCUGGAGACCUUGGUUGUCAACCUGAUAAAUCAAAAGACCCAUGAGCAAGGCGACACUCUAGUAAACGAACGAAAUAGAAGCUGCAAGACAGAGGUGGAGGUGAAUAGAGAACCGGAAAUCGACUCGUUUGGCCAACUUCGCAUCAGUCAUGCUGGUACCGAAACCAGUUAUGUCGGGGCAGGACACUGGUCUUCGAUCUUGAAGGAGAUUGAGGAAGUAAAGGAUAGCCUAGAAGACUCUGAAGGUGAAGAUGACGCAAAUGAGGAAGUCUGGGAUGACAUCAGUGCUCGCUCAACUGUGACAUUUGGGAUACCUAGACCCGUCACUAAAGCUAUGCUCAUCCAGGAGAUGCCUUCUAAGGAUGACGUUGACCGACUGCUUCCCCUUUGGUUCAACUCAGCCGAUCCACUUCUCUACAUCAUACAUGCGCCAACGUUCCAGGAAGAAUAUAGGCAGUUCUGGAAAGACUCCUCUUCCACCCCGGUCAUGUGGAUCGCGCUCCUUUAUAGUGCAAUGGCUCUUGGAAUCAUCCUAGGGCCCCGGAACCCAGGCCUACAUGCCCACGCCGCUGCAUACGACCGCUCGUCUGGCUCUCUCUUUGACAAGAAUGACAAUCUAGCCAGUGCGGCCGACAGAUAUCAACAGCUAGCGUCUUCCGCGAUGGUCCUAGCAGAUAUAGCAAAGUCCCAACCAUAUACCCUUGAGACUCUGAUGAUAUAUGGCGAGUGCGAGUUUCUUAGAAGAGAUGAUCACCACUCCAAGAUUUUCCUCAUGAACGGUGUUGUGGUGCGCGUGGCGAUGCGAAUGGGCUACCACCGCGAUCCGAGCAACUUCAAGGGUAUGUCACCCUUCCAAGGUGAGAUGCGGAGGCGUGUCUGGCAUGUGUUAAACAUGAUGGAUAGCCUCAUCGCGUUUGCCGUCGGUCUUCCUAGCAUGAUCCGCCGAGUCGAAAGUGAUGUGCGAGCGCCGCGAAACCUCUAUGACACCGACCUAUCGAUAAAUAUGACCGAAUUACCAAAGGAUCGUCCGAAAACUGAGAUAACCCCCGGACUAUAUACUAUCUCAAAGAGUAGAGUUUGUGCAGUGUUCGCCGAGGCGGCAGAGCUGUCCCAAAAAUGCAUUCCUCCUCGGCAUUCAACCAUUCUUGCUUUGGACAAACGCUUGGAGGAAGCCCACGACCUAGUGCCUGAAGGAAUGCGAGUGCGCCCGAUGGGCCAGUGUAUCACCGACCCUCCAGUCUUAAUAAUGAGUAGAUUUAACAUCGAACUCCUGUAUCAGAAGACUCGAGUGGUGCUCCAUCGCAACUACCUCACCGCUGGUCAGUCUGAUCCCAGAUUCGCAGAUUCUAGGAAGACUUGCGUGGAUGCUUCUCUCGAGAUCCUACGUUACCAGAACAUAGUUUUCCAAGCUUGUCGACCAGGAGGGCAACUCCAAAAAGUGUGGUGGUACAUGUCUUCACUCUCGACAUAUGAUUUUCUUCUGGCCGCUAUGGUCGUUUGUCUUGAACUCAACCACCUCCGCAAUAUAGAAUCAUCUCCAGAUUUCGAAGGCACGCCAACGACACGGAUAGCUGAGAUGCUGGGUAUCCUUGAGAACACUUAUGAAAUUUGGGCAAAUCAUCCAAAUCGAUUUCGGGAGUCAAUCAGAGGAGCCGAGAUGGUCCAGGCAAUGCUUAAGAAAUGCUCUGGGCCUGCGGGACCUCGGAUCACCUUGCAAAAUCCAAUCCCCAAUGGCAUGGAACAGAAUAUCGCCGAGCUACCUCCGGGGUUUACUCCUAGCAUGGCCGCUGAGGAGUUGCCCCCACAAAUCUGGGGCACAUGGCCGCCGCCUCCCGAAGCUUCCUCACUUGAUAUGCCGGGUAUUCCUUCGGAGAUUGACUGGACUCUGUGGGAUAGUACUAUGCAAGAACAACAAAAUAUGCUCCCCGCAUCAAACAAUACUGCAAUGGAUAUGUGGAUGAGCAGUAUGACUAGCAAUGUCAACAGCAGGAUUGACAACAUGCUUGAUUUCAGCGAUCCGUUGAACUUACACGGCUUUCCUACCUUCUACGCUCCACCACCUGACAUGUAAAGCCAAAUACGACAUCUGGCAGACUUUCUC
This is a messenger RNA of Lindgomyces ingoldianus, 2395 nucleotides long. RefSeq lists its product as uncharacterized. The transcript is spliced from 3 exons. Gene Ontology annotation, cellular component: nucleus. Lineage: Eukaryota; Fungi; Ascomycota; Dothideomycetes; Pleosporales; Lindgomycetaceae. Bases 5 to 2365 code for a protein of 786 amino acids. Gene Ontology annotation, molecular function: zinc ion binding; DNA-binding transcription factor activity, RNA polymerase II-specific; DNA binding. Gene Ontology annotation, biological process: DNA-templated transcription; regulation of DNA-templated transcription. The record is from RefSeq and is a predicted model, not a curated record.